Molecule: messenger RNA, 2743 nt
Organism: Heterobilharzia americana
Lineage: Eukaryota; Metazoa; Platyhelminthes; Trematoda; Strigeidida; Schistosomatidae
Source: the annotation of a GenBank genome assembly
ACUGGCGGGAAGUCAUAGCGGCUUCGGUGACGGGCAGUGUACUGUCUGGAAGUAUCUUUAGUGGCUUAUUAUGUCGUGUAUCAAGAAACUCAAGCAACACCAACAAGUGUUACAAGAAAUGUUCCCGAAGUCUCAUCCUCGUUUUCGGAUUACUUCCUGUACUCUGGAUGAGAUAUCUUGUUCCUUCAUUUGUGAUAAUUCUUCUCUAGAGAUCACAGGUAGUCUUUUGGGCACCUAUCCACAGUCAUCUCCAAUAUGGUUUUCCGAUUCUGAAGAUACAUUUGUAACACAAAUUUUCCGUGAACUUCAAACUGUUGAACCUGACAGCUAUACUAUUGAUCGUCAAAUUAAAAUCCUUGUGAUUGAAUUAUGUCGAUACAAGAAUGUACCCUACCCUCCUGAAGUGAACAAUCUAUGUCCAGAUUUUAAUCCCAAACCACUUCCUGUUGACAGCGUUUCUACUGCCGAACCUCCUGUGUGUUCAGAAAGGAAUAGCGAUGCAGAAGAUACUGGCUUUGAAGAUGAGGAUGUAGUACUAAAUGAUCCAUUUGAAGUUUCUAUUACAGCAGAUGAUCGACCUGAAUAUGAUGGUAUUUCAUCACAAGAUGCUGAGCAAUUGGAAAAACUUAAGGCUACUCAAAUACAGGGCAUUACCAAGGGUUCAAUCCAGUCGUCUGACCGCCUAAUGAAGGAGUUGAGGGAAAUUUAUCGAUCAGAUAGUUAUAAACAAGGUAUUUUCACGGUUGAACUGCAAAAUGACAGUCUUUAUAAUUGGAAGGUAAAAUUGUACAAAGUCGAUAAGGAUAGUGGACUGUAUAAAGAUCUUCAAGAACUCACUAAUCAUCCGAAACUGGAAGAUCAUCUGGGAUUACAAUUCCUAUUCAAGGAAACCUAUCCUUUUGAACCGCCUUUUGUGCGUAUUCUGUAUCCAAUCAUUGAGAAUGGUUAUGUUCUAGCUGGUGGAGCCAUAUGCAUGGAGUUAUUCACUAAACAAGGUUGGUCAAGUGCCUAUGACAUUGAAUCGGCUAUUAUGCAGAUAGCCGCCACUUUGGUCAAGGGUCGGGCUCGCAUAAAUUUCAGUGCAACAGAUGAUCAAUAUUCACUUCGUCGAGCUCAGUUAUCCUAUCGGAGCCUGGUUCAAAUUCAUGAAGAAAGUGGUUGGUACACACCACCGAAAUCGGAUGGUUAAAUUUUUUAUACUUUGAUGUCGACACACAUUUGGCAGAUAACUAUCAACAGUAAAGUAGAAUAACUAAACAAUUCUUUUCACAGAAGGAACCAAAGGAUAUGUUUUACAUUUAUGGGUAUAUAUAUAUAUAUAUAUAUAUAUAUAUAUAUAGUUUUAGUUGCACGUGUCGAGUGCAUGCACACAUAUUCUACAUUUCAGGCUUUUCUUCUGUGUGAAUUACAUCUGUAUAUUAUUAUUUGUAUGCUCAUCUAGUUUUGCGUUUAUUUUGUCAGUUAUCACUUCUGAGUACUGACCUCAUGUCUGUAAUAUUUUGCUCAUUUUGUGAUCUCUUCAUGUUGUAAUUUGUUCUUUAAUUAGUAGAACAAAUUUUUCUAAGGAAUUGAUUGAUUGUCUCAUGCAUAUCUGUAUUCGUGAAUUUCUUUAAUCUGGUUUUAUCUACUUUCUAUACACAAAUGCACUCGAUAUUCACUUUUACUGCACAUAUCUUCAUUGACUCACAUGACUUCUGUUAACAGUCUGUUAUAUAAUGUACAGUUUUAUCUGAACACCAAGAGAAGUUAAUUUGUAUUAUUGGUAACUUUAUUCUAUGUAGGGUGUUAGACUCAGCGUAAAGAAGGGAUAAUUUUUAUACAUAACUAUAUCUUUUAUCGCUGUUUUCUCUACUCCAUUACGGAGAUUAGUAAGCAAACUGCAAACGGGUUCCUUCUAUUCUUUCUAUCCGUUUCUCUUAAUCUCAAUUAUGCAAUAAUAAUCUUGUUUGUAAGUGUUGACGACCAUUACUAUCAUCACCACUAUUUUAUCGUUAUUUUCGUGGUUUUGCCAGACGUUUGACCAUCUUAUUCUUGUAUGGUUUUCCAUAUAAUUCACGCUUCUGUUCCUAUCAGUUUUAAUCUACAUUUUUUCUGUCAUCAUUGUUGUUUUUUGUGUUUUUGUCGGUCAUUAUUGGUGAAAUGAACAGUUGUUGUUAGUGGUGACAAAAAGUGGAACACUUUUAUGCUCAGUCUAAUGUUUGCUUAUAAUCGGAAUCUUUCAUAUCACAGUGAAAAUUCUUUUUCCUCUCCAUAUCUUUCAAACUACUAUCCACAGUGAUAUCAGUUGUAGUAGUGAGUUUGCUUUUGGUGUUUGUACUUGUUUUGGUUUUUUAAAGUUGUUGUAUAAUAAUAAUAGUAAUGAUUGUGUUAUAUAGUUAAGGAAUAGAAUUCCACAUUUUAAUGAAUUAUUUAUUUUUCCUUACGUUGAAUGUUAUAUGUUGUUUUACGAACUGAUUUUGGUAUUUGUCCUGCAGUGGAACAACAGGAAAUUUACUUUUUUCAUUCAUUUUCUAAUUUACCUUGAAAGUAAGAGCUAAUGUAUAGUUUAUUCAGUAGACAUGUUUGAGUGAUUCAAAGGUGGAAGGUGUUGGGAGAAAGUUGAACAGGGUUUUACAAACAGCACAUAUUACGCAAAUAUUGAAUUGUCUCUACUCAGUGUCAAAUUAAAAACAGAAAUACUCUAAGAAGGAUAGUUACCUGAAUAGUAAUCAUUUGUUGUUAAUGUUGUUGCAUCUCAUAUUUG